UGGCAAUACGCCUUCCAGAUCCUUUCCAACAUGGAAGAGCUUCAGGUCCAAACAGAGGCUACAUCCCUCAGUGUGGCAUUGGGCGUUUGCGAGCGCGCGGGCAAUUGGGAAGCAUCUUUGGAUCUCUUCGACCUGAGCAUUUUGAGGCGCUUGAAGUCCGACUUGGUCUCUUUCAACGGCCUGCUGAGUGCCUUGUGCAAUGGCCAAGCCCUCCGCCCGGCCGUGGGACUCGUGAGGCAGAUGAGAGACGUCAGCGUCCAAGCCGACCUCUUCAGCUUCAAUGGUUUGAUCUCCGCCUACGUUCAACGGAGGUCCUGGCACCUUGGCCUUCAGCAGCUGCAGGUGUUGCGCCAGUGCGGCGGGAGCGGCGACGCGGUGUCCAAGCGCGCGCUGCUGCGGGCAGGUUUGGACCUUCCUUGGCCAUUGAGUUUCCACCUUCUGGACGAGAUGAAGGACCCCUCUGUGCUGGCCCUCCAUCAUGCCAGUAGCAGCUGCGGUGCCAGCGCGGCACCGGCGCGCUUGCCGUGGAUUUUGGAGAGGGCCUCCAUGACGGCGCAAGUGACAUUGAGUGAAGGGGCAAAA
Cladocopium goreaui is the source of this 582-nucleotide messenger RNA. Lineage: Eukaryota; Dinophyceae; Suessiales; Symbiodiniaceae. The record is from the annotation of a GenBank genome assembly.